UCCAGCAGAGAGGAGGACUACAGAAGUGUCCAGGUUAACAUGGAGAAAUCUGAAAAACUACCAGAACUGAAAGCGUUUUCCACCACAGAUAAAUCAGAUCAACUUUUGAGCCCUGAAGUCACAGUAAACCAAAUAUUUCAUACUAAUCCCCAUCAUGGCAGAUUCAUACCAAACUGCUGGGUGGAUGCAGAUUAUUUCUGGCAAAAAAGCCCUUGUAGAGUUGGACAAGUGAACCAAGAGUUUAGUCAGCCUGCUCGUGCUGUGCAGCAUAAAGAGCUGAUGCAGCACAGAGAGCCAGAACGCAGAGGGGCGACUCCUGACAGGAUGGACCUCCAUCAUCGACCUCUUUGUCCUGCAGGAACUGGGGAUGGUGCAGGGCCGGCGAACAGAGGCACAGCUAGGGAGGAGGAUGAACACAAUUUUCAGCUUCAGAGUGAUGAGGAGGAUCUUGAAGCUCCUUUGCCGCUAAGAUCUGAUGAUGAGUGGCAACACUACAAUCCCUUUCUACCUCCUCACCACUACAUGCACAACUGUGACCUUCAUCACACUAUGGAUGUCAGGUGUUAUCAGUCUGCAGGAGAAGGGCAGUACGACUUCAAUCCGGCCAGCAGAUACCCACCUCAGCCAUGUCACCACUCUGCUCCCUGUCGCCACAGAAGACCCUGGGAUGACCCCCAAAACUGGCUCCGAUCUCAUGAUACCUGUAUGAAUGACAGCAUGGCUCAGGUAAGCGUCUCAGUUAACGUGCCUCAGUUCUUCGUCCCCCCUGCGGAGGAGGUGUCGCAGGUCGGCGUGAUGAACCUGAGCUCAGCAGCAGCAGAGGCGUCCAGCUCACAUCCCCACGAGAGACGAAGAACUAUCAGUCUGCCCGACGAGUGCCGAAACGUUUUUAUAACUUAUUCUUCGGACCUUUCUUCAGAGAUAGUCCCCUUCGUGGACUUCCUCACAAAGCAAGGAUUUCGACCCGCUAUUGACAUAUUUGACAACCCCAUCAGACGCAUGGAUAUCAACAAGUGGAGGGACAGUUACCUGAAAGAUUCUUCAACCCUGAUUAUCAUCGCCAUCAGUCCAAAGUAUAAGGCGGACAUUGAAGGGUCUGUGCUGGAUAACCAUGGUCUACACACUAAAUAUAUUCACACCAUGAUCCAGAAUGAAUUCAUCCAGCAAGGCAGCUUGAAUUUCAGAUUCAUACCGGUUCUCUUCUGCAGUGCGUCACAGAAUGACGUCCCACGCUGGCUUCAGAACACACGUGUUUACCGCUGGCCGCGGGACACGGAGGAUUUAUUACUGCGGCUGCUCAGGGAGGAGAGAUACGUCCCUCCUCCUGUACCUAUGGAGCUCACCCUCAUCAUCAGGCCUGUGGCCCACAGCUCUGCAGCUACACUGUAAAGAAGACACACCUGUGUUUAUAUGUGUGUGUGUGUGUGUGUGUGUGUGUGUGCGUGCGUGAGUGCGUGUGAUGAUUUCUUUCUGAUGAUUUGUGUGUUGUGCAAAUCAAAUUCUCAGAACUGAUCCAGUCAAAAUCAACAACAGCUCUAAGAUAUGUUUGUAUGUAAUAUACAGUUGUUUUUCA
Molecule: messenger RNA, 1573 nt
Organism: Chelmon rostratus (copperband butterflyfish)
Lineage: Eukaryota; Metazoa; Chordata; Actinopteri; Chaetodontiformes; Chaetodontidae
Exons: 10
Coding region: 40-1389 (449 amino acids)
Biological process (GO): humoral immune response; positive regulation of canonical NF-kappaB signal transduction
Source: RefSeq, a predicted model, not a curated record